AUGGAAGAACAAGAGGCCGCGACCUGCAGCAUUUACCCGGCCGUACUUCCGAGCAGCGGAGAGAUCUGGGCCCGGGUGCGAUACUUCCUGGAGGAGAGACUUCACAUCACCACGCUCACAGGUGCGGUGAUCUGGGCAGGUGUGGCCCUCUCGCUCAUCACUGUCGUGAUGCUCUUCAUUUACAGGAGACACAAGCCGGCUGAGGCGCAGAAGGCCGAUGCUCCUCAUUAUCGCUUCAGGAAGAGAGACAAGGUGCUCUUCUACGGUAGAAAGAUAAUGAGAAAGGUACAGACCCUGUCUUCUCCCUCCCCGGCUUCGAGCUCGGCUUCACGUCAGCGCCCCCGCAAGAGGACCAAAGUGAUGUCUCUGGCCCGUCGGAUCUUGCGGCUCCGGAGAGAACCGCCCAGCCUACUGCCCAAGGAGCCCCCUCCCUCGCUGCUGGAGGCUGACCUGACCGAGUUUGACGUGCAGAAGUCACACCUGCCCUCCGAGGUGCUCUACAUGCUGAAGAAUGUGAGGGUGCUCGGACACUUCGAGAAGCCCCUCUUCCUGGAGCUGUGCCGCCACAUGGUGUUCGUGGAGCUACAGCAGGGAGAAGCUCUCUUCCGGCCGGGGGACACCGACGACAGCAUCUACGUGGUGCAGGACGGCCACCUGGAGCUCUGCGUCCACAAGAGCGACGGCACGGAGACCGUGGUCAAGGACGUCCUGCCAGGAGACAGCGUCCACAGCCUGCUCAGCAUCCUGGACGUCAUCACGGGUUACCCAGCUCCCUAUAAGACCGUGUCGGCGCGGGCGGCUUCGCGGUCCACCGUCUUGCGCCUCCCAGCCACCGUGUUCCAGGCCGUCUUCGAGAAGUACCCAGAGACCCUGGUCCGGGUCAUCCAGGUGCAUCACAGCAUCAGUAUCAUCAUGGUGCGUCUGCAGAGAGUCACCUUCAUGGCUCUGCACAACUACCUUGGCCUGACCACGGAGCUCUUCAAUCCGGAGAGUCAGGCAAUCCCCCUGGUGUCGGUGAGCACCGUGAUCGGGGAAGGCGGUCCGGGGAGGACGCUGCGGAGACAGCAUUCCCAGCCUUCCCACUCUGAAGAGGAGUCCACCCCUGAUAAGGAGACCCCUGCAAACCCGGUUGUACACGAGACAGAGUGUCACCUCACCACAGAGGACGGCCUCUCCAGUCCUGCCGUCUCCAAGUCGAUCCUGAAGAAGAGUGUGACGAUGCAAGCCUGCCCCUCCGCCGCGAUGCACCACUCUGACAGCAGGGGGCACUACAGGGAGCAUCACGGCAAGGUCAACGCCAUCUUCCAGGCAGCUAAGAAGGACCUGCUGAGGCUCAUUCAGCUGCAGGACGCCAGCCUGCUGGAGGGUCGAGUGACUCUGCGUCAAGUCAAACCCGGGUCUUUGGUGGCAAAGCAAGGCGACCAGGACGUGAGCAUGCAGUUCGUGAUCUCGGGCCUGCUGCACGUGUACCAGCGCAUGAUCGACCGCGAGGAGGACACGUGUCUCUUUGUGACGCACCCGGGAGAGAUGGUGGGCCAGCUCGCCGUCCUCACGGGAGAGCCGCUCAUCUUCAGUGUCCGCGCGCACCGCGACUGCACCUUCCUCUGCAUCUCCAAGACACACUUCUACGAGAUCAUGCGUGCGGAGCCCAGGGUGGUGCUGAGCGUGGCCCACACGGUGGUUCGCAGGAUGUCCCCCUUCGUCCGCCAAAUCGAUUUUGCCAUCGACUGGAUGGCCGUGGAGGCAGGCCGUGCCAUUUACAGACAGGAGGACAAGUCAGACAGCACCUACAUUGUCCUCAGCGGACGCCUGCGCUCUGUCAUUUUGAAGGACGACGGGAAGAAGGAGCUCAUAGGAGAGUAUGGACGUGGAGACCUCAUCGGGGUGGUGGAGGCCCUGGCCCACCAGAACCGAGCCACAACGGUGCACGCGGUCCGAGACUCCGAGUUAGCCAAGUUCCCAGAGGGAGCUCUCAGCUCCAUCAAGAGGAGAUACCCACAGGUUGUAACGCGGUUGAUCCACCUCCUUGGUCAGAAGAUCUUGGGCAACCUGCAGCAAGUUAAUGAGCCAUUGACAGGAGGCCUGGGUCUGCGCACCCCGGUUAGUAAAUGGGACGUGGGAAACCCGGCCUCCAACCUGUCCACCGUCUCCAUCCUGCCCGUGUCGGAAGAGGUGCCCCUAACUGCCUUCACGCUGGAGCUUCAGCACGCCCUGAGCGCCAUAGGCCCCACCCAGCUCCUCACCAGUGACAUCAUCAAGCAGCGCCUGGGGUCUGCUGCGCUGGACAGUGUACAUGAGUACCGUCUCUCUAGCUGGCUCGGCCACCAGGAGGACAUCCAUCGCAUAGUGUUGUACCAGUCGGACAUGACCCUCACGCCCUGGACCCAGCGCUGUAUCCGCCAGGCGGACUGCAUCAUCAUUGUGGGCCUGGGAGAGCAGGAGCCCACUGUGGGGGAGCUGGAGCGCAUGCUGGAGGUCGGCGCCGUGCGGGCCCAGAAGCAGCUCGUCCUGCUGCACCGCGAGGACGGGCCGCCCCCCCAGGGCACCGUGGAGUGGCUCAACAUGCGCAGCUGGCUCUCCAGGCACCUGCACCUGUCCUGCCCCCGCCGGGUCUUCUCCAGGAGGAGCCUGCCCAAGCUGAUCGAGAUGUACCGGCGUGUGUUCGAAAAGCCUCCCGACCGGCACUCGGACUUCUCCCGCCUGGCCCGAGUCCUCACGGGGAACGCCAUCGCGCUGGUGCUGGGAGGGGGCGGAGCCAGAGGGUGCUCCCAGGUGGGGGUCCUGAGGGCCUUGACCGAAGCGGGAAUUCCUGCGGAUCUGGUGGGCGGCACUUCCAUCGGCUCCCUGAUGGGGGCGCUGUACGCCGAGGACCGGAGCAGCAGUCGCAUGCGGGUCAGGGCUCGGGAGUGGUCCAAGGAGAUGACAUCGGUGUUCAAGAAGGUUCUAGACCUGACCUACCCAGUCACCUCCAUGUUCUCCGGAGCUGCUUUCAACUCCAGCAUCGGCGGCGUCUUCAAGGACAAGCAGAUUGAGGACCUGUGGAUCCCUUACUUCACCAUCACCACCGACAUCACUGCCUCGGCCAUGAGAGUCCACACGGACGGGUCCCUGUGGAGGUAUGUCCGGGCGAGCAUGUCCCUGUCGGGGUACCUGCCCCCUCUGUGCGACCCCAAGGACGGACACCUGCUCAUGGAUGGCGGUUACAUUAACAACUUACCAGCGGAUGUCGCCCGCUCCAUGGGAGCAAAGGUGGUCAUCGCCGUCGACGUGGGCAACCAGGGCGAGACGGACCUCACGAAUUACGGCGACUCCCUGUCGGGAUGGUGGUUGCUGUGGAGACGACUCAACCCCCUGGCAGAGCGAGUGAAGGUUCUGAACAUGGACGAGAUCCAGACCCGCCUCGCCUACGUGUGCUGCGUGCGGCAGCUGGAAUCGGUGAAGAACAGCGACUACUGCGAGUACAUCCGGCCGCCCAUCGACCGCUACGGCACGCUGGACUUUGGCAAGUUCGACGAGAUUGCCGAAGUGGGCUACCAGCACGGGAAGACCGUGUUCGACGUGUGGCGUCGCAGCGGGGUAAUGGACAAGAUGCUGAAGGACAGACACCACGAGCACCACAACACCAAGAGCAGCCACGUGGUGACAUGUCCCAAUGCCUCCUUCACCGACCUGGCGGAGAUCGUGUCCCGAAUCGAGCCGGUCAAACAGCCUCUUGAGGAAGAGGAGUCGGACUACCAAACAGACUACGAGGAAGAGCUGGUUGAGAGCGCGCCGUCGGACUUUGAGCUGUACAACCAGGACAGCGAACACACCGAGGAGGACACGGCGGACACAGAUGAAGAAGUGGAGAUGAGGCGUGGGGGUCGAAGCCUCUGAUCAGUCCUCAGCCCCGCUGGACAUCGCUUCAAAAACAGUACUGGAAAUGGCUCUUAUUUCCCACUUUGCAGUGUUUUAUGAUAUUUUUGGGGAAUUUCCAGUAACGAGAGCAGAAAAUAUCAAAUUUUCAGUUUUUUUUUUUUUUUUUUUUUUUUUUUUUUUUUUUUUUUUUAGAAUUACUUAAGUUUCCAAAAGUUGAGUUGACAAGAAUUAGAAGCAGAAGCAGAUCGAUGGCAAACUGUGAACCUCAGCAAGUCCAUUGAAAGUGCCAGACGUCACACCGCUUACACAACAGGCUGAUGAAGACGCGCGCACACACACACGGACACACACAGACACACACGGACACACACGCACGAGCACGCAGAGGACGAGCAGUACGCCUCACUGCAACACGUACGCAGAAACACUUUGUCUCCGGGACGACUUCUUUUUUAAUCUUUGGCAUCUUUCAGCUGAACGAGAGGAGGGUUUUGAGCCUUCCCAUGGUGCUUUGGGAUGCAGCGUGAAAUCAGAAGUGUCAAAGAAAAUGAUUUGCGCAGACAGCGCCAGUAUAUCACACACUGACACUUCCUGGGUGACUCGCGCUUUAGAUGGACGCGUCCAAACGCGGUGUGACACGCACACACAUGCACACAAAACUUUGUCAGAUAAGCGGAUCAAUGCAAGACUUUAUAUAUAAAACAUAAUGUACAUAUGCAGUACUGUGCAAAGCUUUUAGGCGCUUGGGGAGAAAAGCUGUAAAGUGAGAUUGCUUCCAAAAAUAAGGCU
Molecule: messenger RNA, 4647 nt
Organism: Scleropages formosus (Asian bonytongue)
Lineage: Eukaryota; Metazoa; Chordata; Actinopteri; Osteoglossiformes; Osteoglossidae
Gene: pnpla7b
Product: patatin-like phospholipase domain containing 7b
Exons: 34
Coding region: 1-3876 (1291 amino acids)
Biological process (GO): lipid metabolic process
Cellular component (GO): endoplasmic reticulum
Molecular function (GO): phosphatidylcholine lysophospholipase A1 activity
Source: RefSeq, a predicted model, not a curated record